Molecule: messenger RNA, 1266 nt
Organism: Penicillium atrosanguineum
Lineage: Eukaryota; Fungi; Ascomycota; Eurotiomycetes; Eurotiales; Aspergillaceae
Exons: 1
Coding region: 1-1266 (421 amino acids)
Source: RefSeq, a predicted model, not a curated record
AUGACUUCUGCUCCGGUCGCCCUGACUCCUUUAUCGUAUAUCUUCCCUCUCUGGCUGCUGUAUACGGUUCCGGUCUCCGCGUCGACUGGGUUACACAUGAAACGCUCUGGAAGUGUCGAUGCUCCUCCGUCGCUGAACAGAUCGCUACUUGCCAUCCAACUGGGAAGCAUCGCUGGCGCCUACGUUUUAUUUGUUGCCGUUCUUCUUGCCCUGCUUCUCUUUGUUGGACGACGCCUGCGUCGGACAGUCCACUCUUCCAACUACUCCUUGCAAAUGCAAAUUUUGAGACCUGUCAAGCCCACACUUGAUAUGGAUCCCAGCCCGAUUUCGCCCAUGUCACAGGAUCUUCCUACUCUUCAUCGAGGAGGCAGGCCUUCCCAGACCUCUUUUAACGGCAGCAUGGUGACAAUCGACGAGUCCGUGGUCGCCUCGGACCGCCAGCGGGCUCAGGAUGAAAUGGAGAUGCUAUACGCAGCGGUCAUGGAGCAUGAUGCCCAAAAAACCGCUGGAGUUGAUAUCGAUAUCACUGCGAGGAAUUCGGAUUCUCAGAGUAAUUCACCGGCUAGCCAAUACACCAACCCAUUCACCGAUCGCCAUACCUCGCAAAACUCGGAAUACUCAUCCUCGGGUCUUUUGAAUGCUCCCUUGAAAUCUCCCAAGCCGUCUCGCUUAACGAAGUUAUUCAGCUCCAACUCUCGAUCAAAUCCGGAUGCAGGUAAAUUGAAGUCUCCGCGGCUUAGCAUUCGCAAGCAACAGAUUUCCUCUCCUCUUGGUUCUCCUGGUCCUCUUGGUUCUCCAGAGAUUCGUUCGCCCCAGCCUUAUAUUCCUGAACAGCCGCCUCUAUCACCACGGAUCUAUAACCCCGGCCCGCCUCCUUCAAUCCCCUCAACUCGCCCAGGACUAGCUUUUGGUCAGAACACGCUUCCGGUUAUGCCUCCCUCGGGACGUUCAAGAGCACCCGCUCCCUUAAACUUGUCUACCACCAACCAGGCAGCAUCUAAUCUGCCGUUCCGUGAUGCAUAUCCUCUGCGUAGUGCGCCGGCAACCAAGACUACUAUUCUGGAGAGGCCUGUGAAGAAUUCACAUGGACCUGUAACUGGCAUGCCGACACCGUACAGUGCAUACAUGCCUUUCACUCCGGUGACGCCGUUCACACCUGGCCGAACAGUCACAAAGCGUCAACGCAGACGCGAGGAGAAGGAGAAUGGUCUCCGAGUUCUGAAUGAAGAUGAUCUAGUCAAAGACGAUCACGACGUGUGGGGUUGA